AUGGUGGCCGCCUUCGCCGUCACUCCUCCGUCCUCCAUAUGCGGCGUCUGCAUCCCGACGGCAUGCCGGUCGGAGGCGCGGGGCACGGUGCCGGCGCCGAGGUUCUUCCAUAGCCGGAACCAAGCGAACAGACGGUCUGCAACAGCUUGGUCCUUGAAAGCCGGUCUAUGGGACUCUCUCAAAUCUGGGUUUUUAAAAACUAGCAAUAGUACAGAGACAGUAGAGCCACCAUCCACACCACUUGAAGAAGAAGAAAUUGUGCCUGAGGAAUUAGUGCUCCUAGAAAGGACACUCCCUGAUGGUAGCACAGAACAGAUCUUAUUUUCUUCAGCUGGUGAUAUUGAUGUAUAUGAUCUCCAGGCCUUAUGUGACAAGGUAGGAUGGCCACGCAGACCUCUGACAAAAAUAGCGGCAUCCUUAAGAAACAGCUACUUGGUCGCCACACUACAUUCAAUAACUAGGUCUUCGGAAACAGAGGGAGAAGAGAGGAAGCAACUAAUUGGUAUGGCACGAGCAACUUCAGACCAUGUGUUCAAUGCUACAAUUUGGGACGUCCUUGUCGAUCCUUCCUAUCAGGGUCAAGGUCUUGGUAAAACACUCAUGGAGAAAGUGAUCCGUACUCUGCUCCAGAGGGACAUCAGCAACAUCACACUCUUUGCAGACAGUAAAGUGGUGGACUUCUACAAGAACAUGGGGUUCGAAGCUGACCCCCAGGGCAUCAAGGGCAUGUUCUGCGUCUGUAAUGUAUGCAUAUGGGAUCGUCUCAUGCUGGCCAUCACCAUCCACUGA
Molecule: messenger RNA, 789 nt
Organism: Triticum turgidum subsp. durum (durum wheat)
Lineage: Eukaryota; Viridiplantae; Streptophyta; Magnoliopsida; Poales; Poaceae
Source: the annotation of a GenBank genome assembly